CAUAGCGACGCUGGCGGCGCGGCCUGGCCUUGAGACGCGGCGCGGGGAAGCCCUGGCGAGUGUGCGGGCUACCAGUCGAAGUGCCCGGGAGUCACGAUGUCUUUCCGCGACCUCCGGAAUUUUACUGAAAUGAUGAGGGCACUGGGCUAUCCCCGGCUUAUUUCGAUGGAAAAUUUUCGCACUCCAAACUUCAUGCUGGUUUCAGAGAUACUCCUUUGGCUAGUGAAAAGAUAUGAGCCUCAGACUGAUAUUCCUUCAGAUGUUGAGACAGAGCAGGACCGGGUUUUUUUCAUUAAGGCUGUUGCUCAAUUUAUGGCAACCAAGGCGCACAUAAAACUCAACACCAAGAAGCUGUACCAAGCAGAUGGCUAUGCAGUGAAGGAGCUGCUGAAGAUCACCUCUGUGCUUUACAAUACCAUGAAGACCAAAAGAAUGGAGACCGCCACUGUGGGCGAAGAAGACAUGGGCAAAUUCAAGUUUGACCUUGUCGCAAAAAUUGCAGAUUUGAAGGCAGCCAGGCAGCUUGCUUCAGAAAUCACUUCAAAAGGAGCUUCUCUGUAUGACUUACUGGGCAAAGAAGUGGAGCUGAGGGAAAUGAGAACAGAAGCAAUUGGCAGACCUCUGGAGAUAAAUGAGAUUGAAAAGGUGAUGAGAGUUGCCAUCAAAGACAUUUUGGAGCAAGUCCAGAAGACGAAAGACAUGCUGAACAAUUUGGCCUCAGAUGAAGCCACUUUGGAGGCUAAGAUCGAAAAACGGAAGUCAGAGCUGGAACGGAACCACAAACGGCUACAGACUCUGCAGAGUGUUCGUCCAGCCUUUAUGGAUGAAUAUGAGAAGAUUGAGGAGGAAUUGCAGAAACAAUAUAGCUGUUAUAUAGAGAAAUUUCGUAACCUUACAUAUUUAGAACAGCAGUUGGAUGACCAGCACCGAAUGGAGCAAGAGAGAUUUGAGGAAGCAGAGAACACCUUGCGUUUGAUGCAGAACAAGCUGAAGGAGGAAGAGAAACGUUUGCUGAAGAGUAGAACUAACAAUGAUUCAGACAUCGAAAUCCAUGAGGAUGAGGGAUCCGACAGUGAGAUGGAGGACAGGCAACUGAUGAAGCAACAUGCGGCCAUGGAGAUGCUGAUGCAAGGGAGGCCAAGCAAGCGGAUUGUCGGAACGAUGCAAGGCGGAGACACGGAGGAUGACGUCGGGGCAGCCCAAGUCCGAGCCAGUAAACACCGUGCCUCCAGAGCCAAGGCCAAGGAAGACUCUGAGGACAGUGAAAUUGAUCUGGAUGAUGAUGAGGAUGAUGAAGAUGACGACGAUGACUUGGAAGAUGACAGCAUCGACAUCUGUCCUGACAAGGCCAGUCGGCGGGUCAGGAAGCCCGAGCCGCUGGAGGAGAGUGACAAUGACUUCUGAGGAGACUUGGGGAGAGGGAGUAGCCACGGCAUCUCCUGAGAUAAAUCCCAGGGAGCCCACAGAAGUGAAGAAGUCAACCCCUUCCACUCAUAUAGUGCUUAUUCUAAAGGGAGGUUCUGUUGAUAGCAGUGAAAACAAUCGAAGCAGUAAUAUAUCUUAGAGCUCAGUGCAGCCAAACUCCUUAGCUGUUAUUCAUGAAAUCUGGCUUGCUUUGGAAAGAGGCCAAAGCUGAGGGCAACUGAAUGAUCGUUGCUUGAAUGCUCUGAAGUUCCCCUGUGCCAAAAGUCUUAAGAGCUCCUAGCAAGAAAAAUAUGUGCACACAUGCACACAACCCCAGUUAUGCUCACAGUCUAGUAGCAAAACGUGGGUUAGACUCCAGGGAAAAAACCCUGACCCUUUUUGAUACAAGCAUGUUUUUACAUGGUUUAUGGAUCAUUCACCUUAACACUUUUUACUUUUGAGUUCUCUGGACAAAGACUGACUCCUAAACGACCAGCCAAAGUGCACCAUUAUCGGCAGAGAAGGAGCCUCUCCUUUUGUCGGAGACUCAGGCCAGCUUCCUCAGCAGCUCAGCCAAAACCGGUAUUUCCAUUAUCAGGUGAUCAGACUUGACUAGGCUGGCACGAUUCCUUUGAUAAUUCUGGGGCUGUUUCCUUCCUUUAAACGUGGUUAAUCUAGACUCAAUUUCUUGCCCAUGGGUCCAAGAAUGGAAUGCACCGAGAGUUAAGCAGACUCUGGAGAGAACAGGAAAUCCAGGGAAGACAGAUUUGGACUUAAAACAGUUUUUAUUGCUUAAAAAUAAUUUAAAAGAAAUAGACACUUUGUUUUGUUAUUCAUAGCCAGCAGGUUUGAUUGAAUAUUUUCAUUACAAACCUACCAAUGUCUGGAUGCCUCUGUAACUUUGGAGAUAUUUUGGAACAUCCUGGCCUAUAAUAUGAGCAAGCGGGACCCAUUGUACCUGUUCUGUACUGAAGAGUCUUUGGUUACUUGUGUCUUGCAAGCUGUACUUUUUUAUUCAGAGGUGUUCUCAAUUUCUCAGACAGUUACAUUCCCAUUUCACAAAUAAAUGUCUCUCCCCCCACCCACCCCCACCCUUCUUUCUUCGUGUGACAUUUUUGAUGCUUUGUAUGUUACCUGCUGUCAGCAGUUACAGAUUAACUACUCUCUUCGGCCAAGAUGCAGGUCAAUACAUCAGCCACCUUUUAAGUCUGCUGUGCGAAAGAGGCACCCGAGAACCUCCUCUGUAGGCACGAUGUGCAGAAGAAAGAUACCUUGAGGGUGGGCCACUCCUGUCCACAGCCACCGUUGGCCUAGGCCACACCCCCACCUCGGACUGUCCGGUACAGCAGCCUGUUGCUCCCUGAGGAUCUCGCCUUUCACGGCACGUCUCCAGCCCAAAGACCGGGCUGGAGGAAGAUGCAGCAUCCGAGCUCCCCGACCACCUCCAGCAGAGCCCUCCUCACGUCUCUACAACACAGUCGGGGGCAUUUGUUCUGAUGGCGUCAGCAAUCACUUUGGCUCCGGACUCGCCAAUUCGAUUUCCUUGUAAGCUGUGCGAGGGGACAGAAAGCACCUCUUAGCAUUGUGCCCACUCUGUGGCCCUUCUCAGGACACAUUAUCCUGGUUCAGGCAGCACAACAACCCACCAUGGGCGAUCAGCUGUGAUGAAUGGUGUUGUAACCUGAACUCGACAUUGCUUCAGUAGGGUGGCUCAUUUUUCCUCAAACGAGCUUCCCUGAAAAGCCCGUGGCUUCUUUUGAGGUACUUCGUACUCACAGUAGCCUCUCCUGUCAUCCAAGUCAGGCAGGGCGGUUUCAUCACGGAUGGUUGAAAAGGGGCACAUUUUCUUCCCCACUUGUGAACCAGCUGCUUGUAAUCUACCCAGAGAGCUUGAAGGAGUGUGCAGGGCUGCCUAAUUUAGUUUUUGUCCUCACUGUGUCUUGCCUCCACACCUACAUCAAGGUUUCUGAAAGGCUUCUGAAGAAGGAACCUCUAUUUUUUUAACCAAAGUAGUGUAGACAAUGGUUUGACUCUUGAUCUUGUACAAGCCAUUAAAAUGAUCUGGUGUGCAAAAUGUCCA
Molecule: messenger RNA, 3484 nt
Organism: Varanus komodoensis (Komodo dragon)
Lineage: Eukaryota; Metazoa; Chordata; Lepidosauria; Squamata; Varanidae
Gene: IFT38
Product: clusterin associated protein 1
Exons: 13
Coding region: 97-1404 (435 amino acids)
Biological process (GO): cilium assembly
Cellular component (GO): intraciliary transport particle B; cilium; centrosome
Source: RefSeq, a predicted model, not a curated record